Megalopta genalis is the source of this 987-nucleotide messenger RNA. RefSeq names its product phosphatidylinositol synthase (gene Pis). Gene Ontology annotation, biological process: phosphatidylinositol biosynthetic process. Lineage: Eukaryota; Metazoa; Arthropoda; Insecta; Hymenoptera; Halictidae. The record is from RefSeq and is a predicted model, not a curated record. Gene Ontology annotation, cellular component: Golgi apparatus; membrane. Gene Ontology annotation, molecular function: CDP-diacylglycerol-inositol 3-phosphatidyltransferase activity.
AAUCGUCGAUUUUACUCGUUCCAUUGACGUUAUAUGUUGUUAUAUUGUACUUCAUUGUACUUCUUUACAGUCAUUUAGAUUAAAUAGAAGUGAACGGAACGCGAGCAAGCGGCAACGAAAUUGUCAAGAUCAUAUCAGAUUGUGUUGUAAAUAUAUUUCCGAAGUCCGAUAGAUAUUUGAAGGCGGCAAAAUGUUGGAGACUGAGAACAUUUUCUUGUUUGUGCCUAAUAUUAUUGGCUAUGGGAGAGUGAUUUUGGCUCUCAUAUCUUUCUACUUCAUGCUAACCAACUAUAUUAUUGCAUCAUGGUGCUAUAUAAUUAGUGCAUUACUGGAUGCAGUGGAUGGCCUUGCAGCUAGAUAUUUUAACCAAGGUACCAAAUUUGGUGCUGUGCUGGACCAAUUGACUGAUCGUGUUGGUACUAUGUGUCUAUUAGCUUCACUAUGUGUACUUUAUCCAUCAUAUACAUUUUGGUUUCAAUUAAGCAUGGCGAUUGAUAUUGCUUGCCAUUGGAUAUAUAUUUAUGCUUCACAGUUACAAGGAAAAACCAGUCAUAAAUUUAUUGAUAUGUCUGAAAACCCAAUUAUGAGUGUGUACUACACUAAUCGCCCAGUUUUAUUUUUCAUGUGUGCUGGAAAUGAAGCAUUUUAUGCUGCAUUGUACCUAAUUUACUUUACUGAAGGGCCCAUUUUGGCUGGCAUAAGUUUAUUCAGAUUAGUUAUGUACAUUUCUGCACCUGUAGCAAUUAUUAAAGCUGCUAUUUCAUUGUUACAUGGAUACGUGGCAUGUAUUAAUUUGAGCAUAAUUGAUAUCAAGGAAAGGCAAGCUUUAAAGGGAAAUAAAUCAUUGCAUUCUGCAACAUCUUCUACUUCUGCUAAGUCUGAUUAAUUGAUCUUCAUAAUUUAUACUAUAUUAUGCAUAAAUGUCUUUAUAUUCAAUUAUAUUUUUACAAAUAAAUCCAAAAGUCAAUGUGCCAGAUUUAAAGCUAA